This is a messenger RNA of Solanum tuberosum (potato), 414 nucleotides long. RefSeq lists its product as uncharacterized. Gene Ontology annotation, biological process: response to heat; regulation of abscisic acid biosynthetic process. The coding region runs from base 1 to 414 and encodes 137 amino acids. The transcript has a single exon. The record is from RefSeq and is a predicted model, not a curated record. Lineage: Eukaryota; Viridiplantae; Streptophyta; Magnoliopsida; Solanales; Solanaceae.
AUGUCCAGCGCCAAGCUAGUAGCUGACGCCGCCAAAGCAAAACUCCAUCACGAUCCAAAACAAUUUGAGAAAUCGGAGCUCGCCGGAGCUGCUGCUGACCUCCUUAACGCCGCCUCACAGUACGGUAAAAUAGAAGAGACGGGGAUCGGGAAAUUAGUCGGAAAAGCAGAGACUUAUCUCCAUAAAUACGAAACUUCUCAUCAUUCCACCACCACCGCCGCCGCGACUGCACAUACGCAGUCAUCGGGGCAUACAGGUGGAGGAAAACAUGAAAAAGCAGGAAGUGGGUAUGGUGAGUAUAUUAAAAUGGCGGAAGGACUUUUGAAGAAAAAUUCCGAUGGGAGUCAGUCGUCGGAAUCUGGUAAAAAAGGAGAUUAUCUGAAGAUGGCCGGAGAUUUCUUGAAGAAGCAUUGA